AUGGAAUCGAAAAACCCUCAAACUGAAGCCAAUGUGAACUUCUUCUUGGCUUUGUUUAAAAAGCUCAGUGAGGAGGAUAAGACUAGCAAUAUUUUCUUCUCCCCCUUCAGCAUCUCCUCAGCCCUGGCCAUGGUGAUGCUGGGGGCCAGGGGUAACACAGCCACACAAAUGUCACAGGCCCUCUGCUUCACAACGGCAAAGCAACCGACGGAGGAAAAACCAAAACCGGUGAUGACGCAGUCUCCAUUGCAAAUGAAAUUGCAAAUGAAGCCUCGAGAGGAGACGAGGCCGCAGCUAAAACAGACUUGUAUGCUGCCACAGUAUCUGAAACAGGUGCUGAAACGUGUCGACGGUGAGGAUGACGUCCACGCUGAUUUUCAAAAACUGUUGAUCGAAUUCAAUAAGACAAAUACUGGAUAUGCCCUUAGUAUUGCCAACAGGUUAUAUGGGGAGCAAACCUACACGUUUGUAAAGGAUUUCCUUGCAGACACCAGGAAGUACUACCAAGCUGAACUGGAGUCUGUGGAUUUUAAGAAAAAUGCAGAGAUGGCAAGGAUUAACAUUAACAGCUGGGUAGAAGAGAAAACACAAGGUAAAAUCAAGAACCUAAUCAAGAACAAACUGAUAGAGGAAACCAAACUGGUGCUGGUCAAUGCCAUCUAUUUCAAAGGCAAAUGGAAGCAAGAGUUCGACAAAGGCUUAACUGUUGAAGCUCCAUUUAGAAUGAAUAAGAAUGACACUAAGCAAGUGAAAAUGAUGCACCAAAAGGGUGAAUUCAAUUUAUUCUCCAUUCCUGAGGUAAACAUUCAGAUCCUAGAGAUGCCUUAUGACGGAAACGAUUUGAGCAUGCUUAUUUUCCUUCCCAAUGAAAUUGAGGAUAACACAACUGGCUUGGAGAAGUUGCAGCGGGAACUCACCUAUAUGAAAAUUAAGGAGUGGACUUCUUCAGACAAGAAGCUUUAUGAGGUCCAAGUGAGCCUGCCUCAAUUCAAGAUGGAAGUGGCGUAUGACUUGGAGAAUGUACUGAUCAGCAUGGGCAUGGUGGAUGCGUUUGACGGUGAAAAGAGUGACUUUUCUGGCAUGUCGGCACAAAAUGACUUGGCAUUGUCAAAAGUCAUCCACAAGGCUUUUGUGGAGGUAAAUGAAGAAGGAACAGAGGCUGCUGGAGCCACCGCUGCCAUUGUUGUAAGAAUUACCUCAGUACGUGAACCUGAAGACCCCAAAAUCUUCAUCGCUGACCACCCCUUCUUCUUCUUUAUCCGAUACAAUCCCUCCAACACGAUCCUGUUUGCUGGUCAAUACACCUCACCUGAGUGA
Nerophis lumbriciformis (worm pipefish) is the source of this 1317-nucleotide messenger RNA. NCBI's taxonomy places the organism in Eukaryota, Metazoa, Chordata, Actinopteri, Syngnathiformes, Syngnathidae. The record is from RefSeq and is a predicted model, not a curated record.